UUUACAGUCUUUACUUCCGUGAUCCGUCAAUCAGUCGUCUAUAAUCCUACAAUGGUCAUCAGUAUCUAGAAAAAAUAGGAACAAUCCAAACAAGUAGAGGAGAAUACAUCUGUAUAUGUUAAUUGAGAAUUAUCGUGAAUCAAAACUCAAGAAUAGAUCACGAAAGGAUCAGAAGAAGAGAAAGUAGCAACGCGUCAAAGGAGAAAACGUGUUUGUACGAAGCAGCGACAGCAACGAACUAGACAUUUACUCCUGAAUCGACGUUUCAUUCUCUGCGAUCAAAAAGAUGCCUAACAUAAAGCUACAAAGCUCUGAUGGCGAGGUAUUCGAAGUCGAUGUUGAAAUAGCAAAAUGUUCAGUCACCAUCAAGACUAUGUUGGAAGAUCUCGGUAUGGACGAAGAUGAGGAAGAAGUUGUACCAUUGCCAAAUGUAAAUUCUGCGAUACUAAGGAAGGUCAUACAAUGGGCUACAUAUCACAAGGAUGACCCACCACCACCAGAAGAUGAUGAAAACAAAGAGAAGCGUACUGAUGACAUUAGCUCUUGGGAUGCAGAUUUCUUGAAAGUGGAUCAAGGAACUCUCUUUGAAUUGAUUUUGGCAGCUAAUUAUCUCGAUAUAAAAGGUCUUUUGGAUGUUACAUGCAAAACUGUUGCUAAUAUGAUCAAAGGCAAGACACCUGAAGAGAUUCGCAAAACAUUCAAUAUCAAGAAUGACUUUACAGCUUCUGAAGAAGAACAAGUGCGCAAGGAGAAUGAAUGGUGCGAGGAGAAAUAAAUAGAAUUGCGAUUUUUUAAAGUCGCUGAUAACUUUUGAAUGUUAAAUAAUUCAUUGCGUUACUAGAUGUCGGACUUAAUCGGAGCUCCAUUAUUUUAAGAAAUUUUUGUGUGAAAAUUUUUUUGAAGACGGAUAAAAUCCUAAUUAAUUAUAGUCAAACUCACUGUAUGAACGUAUAUCACGUAGGUCCAUUGUUAUUUAUUUCAACUAAAUAAAGAUAGAAUGAUUGUGAA
Messenger RNA from Acromyrmex echinatior (Panamanian leafcutter ant), 1008 nucleotides. Its product is annotated as S-phase kinase-associated protein 1. The record is from RefSeq and is a predicted model, not a curated record. Lineage: Eukaryota; Metazoa; Arthropoda; Insecta; Hymenoptera; Formicidae. Gene Ontology annotation, biological process: ubiquitin-dependent protein catabolic process.